This is a messenger RNA of Silurus meridionalis, 3879 nucleotides long. It is a transcript of the gene tlr9, whose product is annotated as toll-like receptor 9. The record is from RefSeq and is a predicted model, not a curated record. Gene Ontology annotation, biological process: positive regulation of interleukin-6 production; defense response to virus; toll-like receptor signaling pathway. Gene Ontology annotation, cellular component: plasma membrane. The transcript is spliced from 2 exons. NCBI's taxonomy places the organism in Eukaryota, Metazoa, Chordata, Actinopteri, Siluriformes, Siluridae. Gene Ontology annotation, molecular function: protein binding; pattern recognition receptor activity. The coding region runs from base 79 to 3282 and encodes 1067 amino acids.
GGGAAUUUCACUUCUGUAAAUUUGUGAUUGCAAUGUAAAGCUUUCUUUCAUCUGUGAACUUCAGAUUUGCAGGUAAAGAUGCAGAUGCUCUUGGUCAUGUUUGGAUCUGGAUUGUACCUGUUUUUUUUGUUGGAUCAGUUGAACUUCGUCAAAACAAUAAACCCUAUAUUCUACCCUUGUGACAAUAAAACAGUCGGCAAUGGAAACAUACUUUUGGACUGUAAGCACAGAGAGCUCAUGAACAUCCCUAAAUUUAAGUCCCGUUUUAUCAUAUCGUUGAACCUGGAUGAAAAUCGUUUACAUCAAGUAACAAGUGAUGAUUUCUCAGAUAUUCCUAAUCUGCAGAGUCUAAGUCUAAUGUGGAAUUGUUUGCCUGGUCGCCUCAAGGCAUUGAAAUUACCUUCAUGCCAAGUGAAAAUUGAUCGCAAUGCUUUUGUUAAUCUUAAGAACUUGACCUUCCUUCAGUUGGCAGGGAAUAGCCUCAAGACUAUUCCUCUUUUGCCCCAGCAACUUGAAGUCUUGGGAUUAGAAUUUAACAAUAUUUUCCACAUUGAACAACCACUAGGAACACCCUACCUUAAACAGCUGUUUCUUGCUAAAAAUUGCUACUAUGCUAACCCCUGUAAUGAAUCAUUUUUCAUCGCUCAACGGGUACUUCAAGAUUUACCUCAGCUUCAGAACCUCACCGUCGGCAAUAAUAACAUCACCUCUAUUCCCAUGAAACUGCCACCCUCACUGGAAAGUCUGGACCUAGGAGAAAACAGGAUCACAGAGAUCCGGGAAGACUCUUUUACAAACCUUACAAAACUUAGUUUCCUUAACCUUGAGUGGAACUGUCAAAGAUGUGAUCAUGCAACCAAUCCCUGUUUUCCAUGCCCAAAUAAUUCAUCCUUAGGCCUGCAUGAAAAAGCAUUUUUUGAGCAGCAAGAGUCGCUUGUUAAACUCAGUCUACGGGGAAACUCAAUCAAAUCUAUUCCUAAAAAUCUUUUUGCACAAUUGAAGAAACUAAAGUCACUUGACCUCUCAGACAAUCUCCUUGCCUACAGCAUUCGUAAUGGCACAUUUUUUGAAGAACUGCAGGGUGUUGUGUCCCUGAAACUUAGCUCUAAUUAUCAACCUCUAAAAACAUUUUCAGAGCUGAUACUGUCACCUUCUAUUAGCAGAAUGAAGUCCUUGAGGAGGCUUACUUUAAGUGGCCUUUUAUUUCAUUACUUGUCUACCAAAAGCCUUACACCUUUGUUUAACCUAACACAGCUUGAAUAUCUUAACCUGAGAAUAAACUUCAUCAAUUCUUGUAAUUUAACUGUAUUUAACCAACUGAGAUCCUUGAGAAUGGUUGUGCUUUCACAAAACAUGCUAACCAUCAAACCGUACUACACUGUAAACUCUAGUACGGCCCUGACCCUAGAUAGAUAUCAGAACAAGGAUGAUAUCCAGCUUCACGACAUGUCUGUGUUUGAGUCAAAACUCGGGAUGAACUAUUUUCGUUGCACAGACAAAGAAUGUCCGAGAGAUUAUUCAAUGCAGAAUUUUCAAAAUUGUUUCUGUUAUAAAAAGCUAUUUUUUGACCUAUCACAAAACAAUAUCCCAUGGCUGGAUGCAAGUACUUUCAAAGGAAUAGAAAAUACUGCGUGCUUGGACCUGUCCUAUAACUAUAUGAGUCAAGCUUUCAAUGGAAAACAGUUCUAUCCUCUUACCAAACUUUUAUACCUCAACAUGGCACAUAAUCGUAUUGACCUUUACUUCAAUGAAGCAUUCCAGGAGCUAAGCAGCACACUUAAGGUUCUUGAUCUUAGUAACAAUGAAUUUCAUUUCCAAAUGAAGGGAAUUGGGCACCGCUUCACAUUCAUAAAGAACUUGACUUCACUUGAAGUUCUUAGUUUAGCAAACAACAACAUCGGCAUGCGAAUCUCUAACAUUCUUAAUAGUACUUCACUAAAGUGUCUAUUAUUCACUGGAAAUCGUUUGGACAUCAUGUGGGACACUAGGGGUGAUCAGUACAUACAUUUUUUUCAGGGAUUGACAAAACUUACAUACCUGGACAUUUCUGAUAACCAGCUUAGAUCAUGUUCCCCAGAAGCAAUAGUUAACCUUCCUCCAACUAUUCGUGUGCUCAGGAUGGACUCUAACCUCAUUAAUUAUUUCCCCUGGGGCAAUAUCUCGGCUCUCAGUCACCUUUGCUAUCUAAAUCUUAGUCAAAACUAUCUUUCUAAGUUACCAGACAGCGCUAUCUACUUUGGCAUCAAGCUUAUAAGUCUAGAUCUUAGUCAUAACCGACUAAGUGCAAUUCCAGAAUCUUUCUUUAGUCAAGCAACAGGUCUUAAAGAAUUAAUGCUCAAUCACAACCAGUUGAAGAUUUUAGAGAUGCAUGCUUUACCCCCAUCCAUACAGAAAGGCACUACCAUUUGUACCACUUCAGAGACCUCCUGCAAGCUAACAUUGCAUGCUAACCCCUUUACAUGUAGCUGUGCCACCUCUUGGUUUACGGAUUUUUUGCGAAAAUGUCCUGUGUACAUCCCACAUCUCACUACUGAUGUUCGCUGUGGUUUUCCUGAAUCACAGACAGGAGUAAAUGUUCUUUCAAUUGAUCCUCGCUCCUGCCAGGAGAUAUUUGGCAGUGUUUCCUUCCUCUUUACAUUCCUUCUUACUAUUGCUGGAACUGCAGUCCCCCUGCUGAAGCAUCUGUACGGCUGGGACCUGUGGUAUAGUGUGCAAAUAUUGUGGGCAGGAUAUAAGGGUUACACCCCACUUCAUGGAAACAAUGUGAAAAACCAACAUGAUGCAUUUGUUGUCUUUGAUAUAAAGAACAAGGCAGUGCGAGAUUGGAUCUACAAUGAGAUGUUGAUAAACUUGGAAAACAGAGGUAGAUGGAAAUUCAGACUCUGCCUGGAGGAACGGGACUGGGUACCAGGAGUGUCAUGCAUUGAGAAUCUACACAACGCAGUGUACAACAGCAGGAAAACAGUCUUUGUUCUGACUAACCAGGGUGGCUGUUCUACUGUGAAUGGGGUAAUAAAGCAAGCUUUCCUUCUGGUCCAACAAAGACUGCUGGAUGAGAAAGUAGAUGUCGCAGUUGUUGUCUUGUUGGAUCCUCUUUUCCCUAAGCUUAAGUACCUGCAGAUGAGAAAGAGGCUCUGUAGAAAAUCAGUUCUUUCAUGGCCUAAGAAUCCUCAAGCCCAUCCUCUAUUCUGGAAUAACUUUCAUAUUGCUCUAGCAUCGGACAAUGUGAGAUCCUAUGAUAAAAAAGUCACAGAGAGCUUCCUGUCGAAUGAAAUUCUGUAAAACAAGGCACCAAGAUAUGAUAUUUAUAAAAAUCAGAAUCUUAGAGGAAGGAAUGCACCAUGAACCAGAUAUGGACAUUCAUUUACGCCUAGGUGCAAUUUAGUAGAGCCAAUCAAUCAGCAGGCUUGUUUUGAUAGUUUCAAAAGAAAAUACAUUACCUGGAGGAAACCAACAUGGAGAGCUUUCAAAACACCUCACAGACAAUGACUGAAACUCAUGGAGCCUUGUUAGGCUUCUUAACUACCUGCUGAACACCAAACUACCCAUAUUUUGUGUUUUAAUUAUUCUGUAAAUUUUAUUAAACAUUAUUUGCUUUAUGCUAUGCUUUUGAUCUUUAAAUAAUAUUAAUGUCAGACUUAUACCACAAUCAUUUUUGCAUAAGCCAAAGUUUAUUUUUGCCACCUUAAUAGCAACAUCAGAUAUUCUAAAUGUAUACAUUUUUGAUGUACAAUAAGACCUGUGUAACAAGACUUACAAGCCAUGUGUAGCAUAAUAAAUGGAAAGCUAAAAUGUACAUAUAAAGAUGUAUCAGUCAUUUAUUGUAUUGUUAAAAUACAUUUUCUAAUUAAAAAUACAUUUUGCCAUUUGUGUAUUUAA